Rhineura floridana is the source of this 2228-nucleotide messenger RNA. RefSeq names its product nudix hydrolase 18 (gene NUDT18). The record is from RefSeq and is a predicted model, not a curated record. NCBI's taxonomy places the organism in Eukaryota, Metazoa, Chordata, Lepidosauria, Squamata, Rhineuridae. Gene Ontology annotation, molecular function: 8-oxo-GDP phosphatase activity; magnesium ion binding; 8-oxo-dGDP phosphatase activity. The coding region runs from base 258 to 1235 and encodes 325 amino acids. The transcript is spliced from 3 exons.
CUGCCCCUCAUAAGCCACGCCUCUAGACCGUGGUCGGGGGUCGUCGGGCGCGCUCCCCAACUGCCGGAGUGGGCGCGGCCCUAGACUGCAGAGUUCCUGGGCAUGUGCAGAGCUACUCGCCGUCCGCGUAGUCCUGGGGCCGGCUGCGCGGCUUCCCACGGCCCGGGGCCAGAAGCAGGCCGCAGACGCGAGCGAGUCUCUGAAGGCGUGCCAAGGGCCGUGUCCCCUCCCCGUCCAAAAGGCGCCCCGCUGCGAGGAUGGCGGCGGCGGCGGCGGAGGUGGGCGCGGUGCUGAGCGGUGGGGGCUGGCCAGUGGUGGCCCCGCCGCCGAGUUGCAGUCUGGAGGAGCCCCCCGAGCCGGCGCGCCUGCGGAGGAACACCUGCUACGUCGUGUUGGCCGUGCUGCUUAACGAGGAGAGAGAAGUGCUCAUGAUGCAGGAAGCCAAGAGCGAAUGCCGCGGGAGAUGGUACCUGCCCGCGGGGCGCAUGGAGCCCAAGGAGACCAUCGUGGAGGCCGUGCAGCGGGAGGUGGCGGAGGAGACGGGCCUGCAGUGCCAGCCCCUCACCCUGCUGGCGGUGGAGGAGAGAGGCCCUGCCUGGAUCCGCUUCGUCUUCCUCGCACGACCCACAGGUGGCACCCUGAAGACCCUGCAGGACGCCGAUGCGGAAUCCCUGCAGGCCCAGUGGUGGAACAGGGAGACGCCCCACCUCCCGCUGCGGGCCUGGGACAUCAUCCCCUUAAUGGACCUGGCUCUGCAGUAUCAAGCCAGCCCGGCCCACCCCGCUACGCUACCCGCGGAGCUGCCUUGUGCUUUGAUCUGCCAGCGACUGCUGCUUGCGUAUGUUGGCAGCAGCGAUGCCUUGUGGGUGCUUCUGGGAACAGCAGGGGCUCCGCACCUCCCCCUGGCUGUGAGCAGCAUGGCUCCCUCAGGGCUGGGCAACAGACUGCUGGGGGCUGUGCGGCCGCUGCUGCAGGAAUGCCUGCCGCACCCCGGCACAGCUGCCCACAUCCAGGGCCUGCUUGGGGUGCAGCACCUGGGCAAGGAGCCUGGGGUGAGCGAUGGGAUCUGCUUCAACAUAAUGGCAACCAUCAGAGGCACCGGGCAGGGGCCCACAGGAACACCCCCCGAGUUACAGAGCAAAGCCUUCCUCUGGUGGAAGGUUGAGGACGGAGCCCUGAGGAGCCAGAUCCUCCAGCGGCUCAACGCAUCAGCUUUCAUCCCCAUGCGCAGCUAGGCCCCUUUUCGCUCCACCAGCCUGUUGAGAUACGGGUGACGCUGCUUGCCUGCUGUGUGGUUUGGGAACCUUGGACAGCAAGGGUACUUCAAAGAGACGCUGCAGGAAUCAGGAGGGGAACCUUCAGCUGUGCCAAAACGCAACCAGGCCAAGGACUCUGAUGCUGGAGGGAAGCCAGAGCCAGUGGUGGUAGCCUAGAGGGCCACUGAGGGCACCUAGCAUUUGUGCUUUUGCUUGAAAUGACUCACUUGCCGAGCUUGAUGGUGCUCACAGGCACAGUUCAGCUCUGUCAAGAGGAAAGCCUGCAACACCUUGAGCCCCACCCAGAGGCCCUUCCCGGCCUCUCCUGACCCUGCGCGCUGCAGUUACAGCCUUACAGAAUCCAGCCAGGCUUGCCAGUUGCUAAUAAAAAAGGGCCAUUUUCCACCGUUCUACUGCUCAUUUCUGCACGUCUGAUUAGUCCAGCUUCUUGUCCCCCCGGAUAAGGCCUUCACAAAAGGGAACUCUGCUUCUUCCCAGGCCCUGAACAGUAGCCCAAGCAAGUCCAGCAUGUUCACUAGUUUGUUAUUUAUUUCAGGCCCAAGUAAGAAACAAGUCCCCUUAAAAGCAAAGAAUCAAACGUGUAGAUACCAAAAGUUGUCCAGACUUGCCGAGGGCCACUUCCUCUCUUCCCCUGCAUUGCAUUUAAAGCACCUUUGGACAAAAAUCCCACAAAGAGGAUGCUGUGCCUGGGGGUGGUGCGUGUGGGGAGGCAGGCAGGCGCAGCUGGCUUCUCUGAGGGUGGCUCCUUGGUCAAAAGGUGGCAUUUAAGGGGUUAGUAUGCAGCUGAGAGGAGGAAGGCAGACUCUUUGUGGGAGCAUAAAGUCAAAACAGACAGAAAAGGUUCUUUGGGAAUAUGCUGCACCUUGGCGGAUCCACUAGGCAAGAGGAGCCGAAGAGAGCUUCAGCCACAGUCAAGAGCGAGUGUGGCUGGUGGGCUUAUGGCUCGUUCCC